Molecule: messenger RNA, 2399 nt
Organism: Oryzias latipes (Japanese medaka)
Lineage: Eukaryota; Metazoa; Chordata; Actinopteri; Beloniformes; Adrianichthyidae
Source: RefSeq, a predicted model, not a curated record
UCUGUAAACAAGCAGAGGACGGCGGGGCAGGUAGGGGGUCCAGACUGUGUUCUGCAGUCGUUUCAGCGUUUUGUCUGGGUGGAUUCUGGUUCUUCCACCGGGUUUGUUGGUUCUGGUUCAGAACAGCUUUAGAACUCAGAGGUUUCUCAUCAGUUCUGCUUCAGCUCAUUUAUCCUUCAGGAGGUCUGAGGUUCUUACUUCAUAGAAGAACCGAUUCUUCUGGGUCCAAACUGUCCACCUCUGACGUGGUUCUGUGUGUGAGAGGGGGUCUGUUCAGGUAAGCUCACCUGGUUCCCCCUCACCCCCCAGUGAAGAUGGCUCCAGCGAAGAGGCUGGACGUCCCGGUUCAGGAUCUGUCCCUGAUCAGAGGAAUCUGGGAGGUCCGGGUCAAGAGGCACCGACAGAAACAAAAGAAGGAGCAGGAGAGGAUGGAGAACAGCGCCCUCACCAGGAUCGACCAGCAGUGGCAGUACCGCAUCUACUGCAAGAGCCUGAAGACCAAAGACCUGCAGCGUCACCUGGGCCCGCCCACACCGUGCACAGGACCCCCGCAGGAGGAUCUGACCGUCCAGACGGACUCUGACAGGCUGAUCUUCAGGUUGGAGGGAGACCGCUGGAUGGACUUUCCCAGGGAGCUGCAGUGGAUGACGUACCUGCAGGAGUGGUGCGUUCGAGGAACCAGGAUCCAGCAGCUGCCGGACUUCCUGCCCCUCUUCACCCAGCUCACCGUGCUGGAUAUCCCCAAAAACGCCAUCAGGGAGCUGCCACCAGACGUCGGCCGACUGGGCGAGCUCCGCCGGCUGAACGCCAGCUACAACCAUCUGCGCAGCGUUCCUCCGGAGCUGGGGAGCUGCGAGAAGCUGCAGAAACUGGAACUGGCGGGAAACCGCAGCCUGUCUGAGCUGCCCUUCGAGCUCAGCAGCCUAAAGCAGCUGCUUCACCUGGAUCUUGCAGAGAACAGCUUUGUCUCCAUCCCCGUCUGCGCUCUGAGGAUGACCAACCUGCAGCUGCUGGACCUGAGCGCAAACGGCCUGACCGACCUCCCGCAGGACAUGGACAGACUGGAGAACCUCAACACCCUCUUCAUCCACCGGAACAAUCUGUCCUACCUGCCCAUGUGUUUGCCCCACAUCCCCUCCCUGAAGAUGGUCGUCGUCAGCGGCGACUUGCUGACCUCCAUCCCUACUAAACUCUGCAGCAACCCAGACAUCAAUGAAGACCGGAGGAGAAGGAGGGAGGAGGGAAGGAGGUGGAGGGAGCAGAGGGAGGAGGUGCAGGACAGCAGUGACAAAGAGUUUAUGGAGGCGUACCUGAGCUCGCUGCAGGACCGAGACACCAUCCCCUGCUCCACCACCAAGGUCUCCUUCUCCUGUCGGCUGUGAGGAGGAUGAAGAUGAAGGCUGAACAACACGGCAUCAGAAUGUUUGACGUCUUCUGCUGUGACAAACCUGCUUACAACGACGACCCGUGUUCUAGAGCAUUCUAGAUCUGGCAACUUGACGUUCUCACACCAGAUUGGGACGUCGUACUUCACUAGAACCUCCAGGCUUGUGUUGGGGAUCCAACAAGCCUUUGCCAAAGACACAAAGAAUCCGGUUUCAGAUGCAGACGGCGCCACCUUCAGUCAGUGAGGCAUUAUCACGCUCUGAUCUCUGACAUCCCACUGGAUCUCCACCUGCUGAUAAAAGCGACCACCCGUGUAAAACCGCUGAUAACACGCAUCUGAUUUGACCAGAACUCACCGCAGUCAUCACGAUGAAGAAAAACAGCAGCAACACCAAUCCGUCGGAACCAGACGUCAUUUUCAGGGUUAAUAUGAGGUAAAAAGCUCCUGUACUGCAACCAGCCUCUGGUGGUGGAUGGAGGAACUGCAACGUCUGGUUCUUUCUGGUUAGGGUUAAACAGAAGGGGGCGGGGCUACAGCUUCAAUUUAGAGUUCUUUAAUCUGAAACAUGAUGGUUUGAACAUUAAAAGCACCUUUGAAACCAUAAAAACCCACUUUCUUUACUGAACUCAUCUUUAUCUCUCUGCGUGUUCAACUAAACAGUAGGGCACAUUCAGAAAACAUUAUUUUAAAAACAGUUUUCCCCCUCGAGGCAACAAGCAGCAGAAAAAAACAUUUUCAUAUGGUCUGUCUUGUUUGGGUGGUUAAUGGGUUCAAUGUUGCAUAAAUGCGGUUUGAACUGACCUCUAUGGUGAAGUCAAUGAUGAGCCUCGGCUUCAUGAAAAUAUUCAUCACAUCCAGAUGUGAAUAAAACCUGCUGUUGCCAUGGAAACAUACCCAAGUAUAGCAUGUGACCAAACCUAAAAAAGGUUAAAAAGUGGUUCGUCUCUGCAGAGGCUUCAUGCAGCACUAAAUGUUUGUUUAAACUUUGUGUUCCUGUAAUAAACGUCAUAUU